Molecule: messenger RNA, 4616 nt
Organism: Sitodiplosis mosellana (orange wheat blossom midge)
Lineage: Eukaryota; Metazoa; Arthropoda; Insecta; Diptera; Cecidomyiidae
Gene: Pif1A
Product: protein Daple
Exons: 14
Coding region: 255-4133 (1292 amino acids)
Cellular component (GO): type III intermediate filament
Source: RefSeq, a predicted model, not a curated record
AAAAAAAUUUAAACGAACAAAUUCACCUCCUCCAAGCUUUACUGUUGUAUUCUAAUUCGCAAAGCCUGUCAAAGUUCAACAAAAGUUUCAAAACUAUUCAAAUGCUAAUGAGCUUUCUGCUCACAGCUCAUCUUAGUGAACCUUUGAAAGAGACGGAAAGCAAAAGCGGAGAAAAAACGUAUUCGUUUUAUAGAAAAUUGCCACUUUGAAUAAAACAUAACAUUUAAACGACAUUUUUGGAUAAACGUUCCAAAAUGGUGAACGCUCAACCGGAGAAUCAAGUCAAAUCCGAUGAAUCUUUGGUUCGUCAAAUCGAAAACGAACCAAAUUCAACGGAAGUCAUCGAGAAGAAUGAAGAAACACGCUUGAAUGAACAAGAGGUUCAACCACAAGAAACAUGUAGCGAUGGGCUGAAAAGGAAAACCAAGCGCAAGAAAUCGACAUCAAUCGACGGGAUUGGUGUUGAAAACGACACAAAUGACAUUGAAUACGCGAUUGUUGAGCAUGAAAACAAACGUCAGAAAAUCGAAAUUCGCAAACACAAAGAGAACAACCAGACAUCGAUCAAAGCAGAUGGGUUGCACAUGGACAAACCACCCGCAAAACAACCGAAAGAUGCCAAACCAAAUGCCGAAACUAAUAAAUUGCGAUUGAAAUAUGAAAAUAUUCACGCAAAUACCGUGCAAAAGCUAAACGCUCAAGCCAAACAACUGCGAUUGGAAAUAAGCACACUUCGAACUGCACUGGCCAACGAACAAAACGCCGUCAGAGUUUUACGCGCUCAAAAUGAUGCAAAUUUCCGCAAGGAGAAAAUUCACUCAUUGAAAUGGCGUGGCGAUAAACAAACAGGUGCCAGUUUGAAGCAGCAACAACGAAGUGCCGAUCGAACAAGCGCCUCAACUCCGGUGACAAUGUCUCAAAACAGUCAGCUUUCAGAGCAGUCGACGCGAAUCGACCGACUUCUUAAAGAAAUCGAAGCUCUCAAAGAGACAAAUAAGCAACUGGCAGAACAAGCCCAGAAAUCGUCAAAGGCUGAGCGCCGGAAAAUCAGUGAUAUUCGUCAGCUGAAGGAUGAGUACGAGCAUCGAUUGAGCCAAGCUGAGAAGGCGUCAAAGGUGGAGAUAAAUCGAUUGCUCGAGGAAAUCAAAAGUAACAAACAAACCGCCAUCAUUCUACAGAAGCAGGCGCAGCUCAGGAAACACGACAAACAUUCGAUGUCGAAGAACGAUAGAAUUCAAAAGAAGAUGCAAAUUCACUUUGUACACCCAGCAGAUUUAAAGAUGCGAAAAAAGGAAACUGAAUCAUGCGACAGCACAACAAUUAGCAACGAGAGUAAUUUGACCAACACAAAGAUGACGACAACGACUAACAAUGAAAUAACCACAAAUCAAACGAAACAAACGAUAGCUACACAUGAUAGCACCACACAAACGACAUGCAAAGAAGAUUUAUUCACAAUGCCGCAUGAGAUACGGGAACGAAUCAUGAACGUUCAAAACGAGUUGCAGUACUGCAAAUCAAAGGAUUUGUCUGGAUCAGACAAUGAUUCCGCAUUGUCAUCAGCACCACCAUCAUUAAGCCCACAGCCCGGCACACAGUCAAAUUCGCCGGAUGUUUGGCAAACGCUGCUAAAGGAUUUCAAGGAGCAUGAAAGUUUGCAAAAAGAAUACGAGCUGAUCAAAGAGGAGAAUCAAUUUUUGAACUGUGAAAUUUCGAUGGCCGAGGAGCAAAUACGUGAAUUGGAAAAAGUACUGCAAAUGACGCGUGAAAACCACAAACACGAUGAGUUGCUCGAACGAAUACAUCAGCUGGAAUGUAAAGAAGCCAUCAUUUUAAAGGAAUCACACGAGCUACGUGAACAAAAUGAACUAUUGGAAUUUCGCAUCAUCGAACUGGAGGAGGGUGCCGAUAAGCUGUUAAACAGUGGAAACUUCAACAAUAAGCGAGAUGCAUAUACUGAAGCCGACCUUGCUGCUGCAACAAAUGAGACGCCGUCUUCGACCUGCAUUUGUAAUGCGAAUUCACAGGAACAAAUGCCCACCGACAAUGUACGGAAAACUCUGCUGACGAUGUCAAAACACAGCUGCUUCGAUGAGCAAGGUCGACAGUGCUUGUUGCAAGUCGUGUCACUGCUGAACAAUUUAGAGACAAUGUCACAAGAUGACCAUGAAUUUUCACUUGACGAUGAUCAUUUCAGCUCAAUGAAUGAAAAAUUAACUCGAUUCUAUUCCCCGGAUCACACGAAGUCAUCGCCAAUGGCAUCGGCUCAAUCGUCGCCAAUGCGAAACUACGACCGAAUUGUUGCUUGUGUUCCGCCAUACACAAGCCAUCAAAUCGAUGACACGGUUUCUGGUCACAAAUUGGUAGUCCAGAAACUCUCGUCCAGCCAUUCGUUCACAAGUAGUAUGAAUGAGAGUGGUGUGUUCGAUGGCGAUUCAACGCUUCCAAUCACGGAUAAUCAAGGCACUCAAACGAAUUUCGACGAUUUCCCGCUAACCGAUGAACUGGUCGUAACUGGUUGCGCCAAUAGUGAUCUCUGUGCUGAAAUCCAGAAAUUGAAUAAAUUCCGCAAGAAAAUCGAAGAAUGUUCAAUGAAUUCACCGUCUCUGGAUAUUGGUGUGUUGAGUCCAUUGUCAAAGCUUGACGAAACUAGACUGCAGUAUUAUCGCGACCGUUUAGACAUGCUCGAAAACAAAGUGGCAAUCUAUGAGAGCAGCGGCGAUGCACAGCUACGUCGAUUGGCCGGUCGAUUACAGAAUGAAAUUCAAUUAGAUGCCCAAGUGAAGCUGUUAAAACAGCGUGUCGAAAAGCUCGAAUCGACCAAUCGUCAGCUCGACGAAGAGCGUUGUGAAUUGGAAGAAAUUGAAAAUGACACACGUUUGCAAUUGCAGCGGCUUGAAGUCGAUUUGGAAAUGUUGACGCAACGCAAUUCUGAACUGGAAAUGUCGUGCGAAACGGCACAGGCAAAUGCAGAAUGUUUGCAAGAAUCGAUAAACCAGUUGAACGAGCAAAUGUUGCUGAUUGACGCCGAUCGCAAUGAUUUAUAUCUCAAAUUAGAAUUGAUAAGUGCAUUUAUGCCUGCAAUUCUGCUGUAUCAUGCAUGGCAAAUGCAGCAAUAUCAACCACGCGCUCUCACCGACCCACAAAUGGCAAUGAACGAAACCACCGAACGACUAUUGUCACCAUCGGUCCAAAUCGAAUGUGUGUGCAAUAAAGAGCACAUUUGUCCCGAUAGCGAUAAAUUCCUUGAGCUGGUACGUCGCGAACAAGAACUCACCGGUACAAUUGCCGAAAUGAAUCGCGCCUACAAUGAGACACUCGAACGCGCUGACAAUUUGUGGGCGCAAAUGGAACGUGAAUACAAAGAUAAAUUGAACCGUAGCCAAGAGGAUAACACAUUGCUGCGUUCGAAAAUCAAUCAAUUGGAAAAGCGAUUGAAAAACGAUGCACACUAUGCCCAAGAACGAAUUGCUCAGCUUGAGGAUGAGGAAAAUGUGCUAAAACGUCGACUCGCUAAAUUGAAUCGCAUUAGUCGCGACGAAGCCGACAAAUACAAAGCAUUGCAAGGUGAUUUUCACAGCCUUAGCAGUGAAUAUGAAAAAUUGAAAACAUACAUGGACGGACCGCUGAGCGAAACCAUCGAAAAGGAGCGGAAAAAAGCACGCACCAUGGAAGAGGAAAUGCGAAUGGCGUCCAAAAUGUACAACGACUUGGAACAAUUGCAUCGCACACAAAUGAAUUUACUGAAAACGAAAUUGGAAAAAUGCAAAAAAGAUUUGAUGACCAGCGAAAUAAAUAACAGUGAAUUGAAGGAAGAGGUGGUGCAGUUGGAGCAUAAAGUCAUCGAGUUAAACCGGUGUCGACGUGAAGAUGAAGACCGGAUUAAGACUUUGGCAGCAGAGGCUCAUGAACAACACACCGUUGUGAGACCCAUCAAACCGAUUCGAAUUAAACACAAUAGCCGCAAUUUGGCACAAGAGCUCGGCUCAUUCGGUCGCAACAACGGCCUUAAUGCCAUCAACAAUCUCAACUACACAUCAGUUUAUACACUUAACUCAGUCGCAUCCAAAGUCAGCGAAACCAUCAAAAAUUUUGAAGUCAAUCGUGAACCAAUCCGUCAUCAAUUCGAAUGAAAGAAAGAGAGACGAAAUGCGGCAGCUGCUCGUUUAAUCUGUUUGCAUCAUUUUACGCUUCGCGGCCAUUUUUCAUCUGCAUUUUAUGUUUUUUUUUGUUUAUUUUGUUGGUUGCCGAAGCCAACAAAAGCCAUAUUCAAUCGGAUUGUUCAAUCAAAAUCAACGAAGAAAAAAAUACACGAAAAAAAUUGAUAAACUAGAAAAAAAACUGCAUAAAAAAAAUGUUAACGAUCACAAGAAUAAAAUAAAUUGUAAGGAAACGAAACAAGAAAUAUAUAAAUUAAAGUGUAGCGAUUAUCUAUCUUUAGCUUCAGUAUGAAUAUACAAUACCCAAUAUUUAUCACAGCGACAACCCGAACCAGGAAAAUGCUCGAGACAGUCGCCAAAUAUUACAUCUUGUACAACUCACGAUCCCAAUCAUUUGCAUGCAAAUCAAUUUAACUAUUGAAACUGUUUGACAAUAAAAUCGAUUAUUCAAUCCAA